ACGAGAAAACCCAAAAGGAUUCAGAAAGAACUUACGUUGAGCGGUUGAGAAAAGACCAGAAGCCCAGAUAUGAUAAGAAAAAGGAAGAAAGAAUUGAUCAUUAUCGUCCGCAAGGCGAAGAAUUUGACAAAGCCUAUACCUACGACUACAAAUCUCGAACAGAUGACACUGAAAUGACUCAGCAACGCGUAACUGCUGAGAAGAUUACUGUCAGCAGAGAAGAUAUAACUCAAAUAGAGGAAACAGAAAAACCACGAUAUCCCAAAGAUCUUGAUAUUGGACGUAUUGUGAUUGAAGAAGCUCCAGAAGAAAAAGAAGAAAUAUUGAAACGUGACGUUGUUAGGAGAGAUGAGGUGAAGCCAAGACGUGAGGAUAUGAAAACUCCGUAUGAAGCUGAAAAAGUUCCUGGAGUGCAAAUGAGAGAAGAAAUUAUCAAAGUUGGAAAGCUUGAUGUUACUGACUACGAGAAAACCCAAAAGGAUUCAGAAAGAACUUACGUUGAGCGGUUGAGAAAAGACCAGAAGCCCAGAUAUGAUAAGAAAAAGGAAUUCGAAGAAAGAAUUGAUCAUUAUCGUCCGAAAGGCGAAGAAUUUGACAAAGCCUAUACCUACGACUACAAAUCUCGAACAGAUGACACUGAAAUCACUCAGCAACGCGUAACUGCUGAGAAGAUUACUGUCAGCAGAGAAGAUAUAACUCAAAUAGAGGAAACAGAAAAACCACGAUAUCCCAAAGAUCUUGAUAUUGGACGUAUUGUGAUUGAAGAAGCUCCAGAGGAAAAAGAAGAAAUAUUGAAACGUGACGUUGUUAAGAGAGAUGAGGUGAAGCCAAGGCGUGAGGAUAUGAAAACUCCGUAUGAAGCUGAAAAAGUUCCUGGAGUGCAAAUGAGAGAAGAAAUUAUCAAAGUUGGCAAGCUUGAUGUUACUAAUUACGAGAAAACCCAAAAGGAUUCAGAAAGAACUUACGUUGAGCGAUUGAGAAAAGACCAGAAGCCCAGAUAUGAUAAAAAAAAGGAAGAAAGAAUUGAUCAUUAUCGUCCGCAAGGCGAAGAAUUUGACAAAGCCUAUACCUACGACUACAAAUCUCGAACAGAUGACACUGAAAUGACUCAGCAACGCGUAACUGCUGAGAAGAUUACUGUCAGCAGAGAAGAUAUAACUCAAAUAGAGGAAACAGAAAAACCACGAUAUCCCAAAGAUCUUGAUAUUGGACGUAUUGUGAUUGAAGAAGCUCCAGAAGAAAAAGAAAUAUUGAAACGUGACGUUGUUAGGAGAGAUGAGGUGAAGCCAAGACGUGAGGAUAUGAAAACUCCGUAUGAAGCUGAAAAAGUUCCUGGAGUGCAAAUGAGAGAAGAAAUUAUCAAAGUUGGAAAGCUUGAUGUUACUGACUACGAGAAAACCCAAAAGGAUUCAGAAAGAACUUACGUUGAGCGGUUGAGAAAAGACCAGAAGCCCAGAUAUGAUAAGAAAAAGGAAUUCGAAGAAAGAAUUGAUCAUUAUCGUCCGCAAGGCGAAGAAUUUGACAAAGCCUAUACCUACGACUACAAAUCUCGAACAGAUGACACUGAAAUCACUCAGCAACGCGUAACUGCUGAGAAGAUUACUGUCAGCAGAGAAGAUAUAACUCAAAUAGAGGAAACAGAAAAACCACGAUAUCCCAAAGAUCUUGAUAUUGGACGUAUUGUGAUUGAAGAAGCUCCAGAGGAAAAAGAAGAAAUAUUGAAACGUGACGUUGUUAGGAGAGACGAGGUGAAGCCAAGACGUGAGGAUAUGAAAACUCCGUAUGAAGCUGAAAAAGUUCCUGGAGUGCAAAUGAGAGAAGAAAUUAUCAAAGUUGGCAAGCUUGAUGUUACUGACUACGAGAAAACCCAAAAGGAUUCAGAAAGAACUUACGUUGAGCGGUUGAGAAAAGACCAGAAGCCCAGAUAUGAUAAGAAAAAGGAAGAAAGAAUUGAUCAUUAUCGUCCGCAAGGCGAAGAAUUUGACAAAGCCUACCUACGACUACAAAUCUCGAACAGAUGA
Molecule: messenger RNA, 2021 nt
Organism: Dendronephthya gigantea
Lineage: Eukaryota; Metazoa; Cnidaria; Anthozoa; Malacalcyonacea; Nephtheidae
Product: glutactin-like
Exons: 6
Coding region: 174-2021 (615 amino acids)
Source: RefSeq, a predicted model, not a curated record